AUGGCCCUCAACGCGAGCCGCUUCGUUGCCGGUCCGGACUUUUACAACUAUGACAUGUACGGCGGUUUGCGUCCUGGCGGCCUCGUGCGGUUCUUCUCGACGGUCUUUGCCGACCUCGUGGCCGCUACGUUCACGUCGUCGUUCAUCUACAUUGGCGCGCGGUACGGGCUCCUGCCCAUGGUGAACCACCAACUGCAACUGACCGCGAGCCAAACGGAAGCCAUGGACCGUCUCGUGGAAGUGCCGGCCGCGCUCGCGUUCUUUGUCGGCCUCUACGCCGACGCAGUGCCCAUCUACGGCUACCGCCGCAAGUCGUACAUGGUGCUGGGCAUGUCGCUGAGCCUCGUGUGCCUCGCGGCGCUGGGCCUCGGCUGCCUCUUUGCCGACGCGCUCGCGCAGAGCGCCGUCGUCGGCAGCAGCUUUAGCUACGUCAUGAUGCUGCUCAUGGGCGGCGUCACCUUAGGCUCGAUGGUCAACUUUUGCUCCGUGCACACGGCCGUUGUGACGCUCUCGCAGCGCGAGAGCCUCGAAGAGCGCGGCGUGUUCCAAGCCGACUACCUCGUCGUGCGCGCCGCGGGCCAAAUGGCUGCGCGCGUGCUCGUGUACGUGAUCCAACACGUUGUGCAGGUGCACGAGAUUGCACUGCUCUUGCUCGUGCUCAUGCCCCUGUCGCUCGCGACCAUUGCCCUCGUGCUCCGCAGCGGCCACGAAGCGCCCGCCGCGCGCAAACAGAGUCUCCGCGGUAAGUGCGAAAGCUACUGGAAACUCACGAAACAAAAAGCCGUCUGGCGCAUCCUCAUUGUCGUCGCGAGCUUUGCGUUUUUCCUCCACUUUGACUUCCCGCGCGUGGCGCACGCGCUGCGCCGCUGGACGCACACGAGCGACCGCCCGUCGGCGCUCCUCAGCAGCACCGCCAGCGACGUCGUCUUGAUCCUCACGGUGCUCGUCUGGCGCUGGCAGCUGCGCAACCUGCUCUGGAAGCGCUUCUUUGCGCUCGCGCCCGUUCUGACGAUCGUCCCGCAACUCGCACUGGCCGCGCUGGUUGUCCCGGCGCUGUGCCGCCACGCAGCCGUCUACGUCGGCCUCAAUGGCCUCACGGGCGUUGCGUCGGGCGUCAUGGCGCUCCUGCUCCUGGCGCCCGUGACGGAGAUCAUUGAAGAGGGCUCGGAAGGCGGCGUCGUGGGCCUCGCGCUCUCGUUCAAUACGAUCUUCAAGAUCUUUGCCAGCACACUGCUCACGACCAUUGAGCGCGUGGCGCUGUUCCCUGUGCGCGCGGCCGACGACACCACGGCCGACCGCUGGUCCAUUGCGAGUCUAACGCUCGUCACGUGCUGCGUCAACAGCGUCGCACUGCUCUUUGUCUUUAUUCUGCCGCUCCAGAAACUCGACGCGCAGCUCGUGCGCAUGUACGGCGGCUUUACCGAAAACGCCGGCGCGCUCACGGCCACGGCGUUCCUCACGUCGCUCGCCUACUGCGUCGCCUACAACGUGUACAUCUUCAGCGAAGCGAUUGAGUGA
Messenger RNA from Hyaloperonospora brassicae, 1518 nucleotides. Lineage: Eukaryota; Oomycota; Peronosporomycetes; Peronosporales; Peronosporaceae. The record is from the annotation of a GenBank genome assembly.